AACUUCAAUCACAGACGACGUGGCGCGAGGCAACGCCUCGUAUGGUCCUCCGCAAGAAGCAUGUGGGUGGUGCCAAACCUACCGCCAUGGGGAAAAAGGAUGCAGAGCCAUCAAGCGACCCGAACCAGGAGACCGGCCUGUCCCUGGACGAGUACUUUAACAGCAAGAAGGAGUACACGGUGCAAACGAUGAAGGAAACGUCGGAACUGCUAGAGAAAAAGGAGGCCACCAAGCUCAAACAUGACAACGCCAUGGUCAUGACAAAGGACGACGAUGACGACCACAUGAUGGAGUCCGUGGACACGAUUCCCAUCUGCCCCAUGCAUGGCGGGUCGAACGAUGCCGACACGGAAGAAGAUCCAUACGAAGACGACUACGAAUCCGACUCUGGAGCAAAGGACGACACAAGUGCUGGUGUAGCAGGACUAUCGUUAAGCGACUACUUGACCGGCAAAUCCUUGCCGCCAAAGGACAAAGCAAGCAGCAAAAAGCCACCGACCAAGAAGCAGCCCGCGGUGGUGGACGAAAACGAGAUCGAAGGCAUGUCGCUCGAGAGUUAUCUGGGCGCUGUCCCAUCCAGCAUGCACAACGACGACGACAAGAAGAAGAAGAAGGGAACCGCAGCCGUCAAAGCAGGAGUUGGAGCUCAAGCCAGCAAGCUCGGGCUCGCUCGACAUCACGACCACAACUUUGCAAUAAAAAAAAGGGUAUCGGCGCCGAAUGUCAAGAAAGCCACCGAUCCCGUUCCCGCCAAGAAGUUUGUGAGCGACUCGGACGUGCUGCAUUUCAAGCGAGACAAGUCCCAGAUGGACAAAGCGGCCAACAAAUCGAAAGGAUCAUCGACUAAGGCAUUAUCGCAUCACACCAAAGGCUUCCACGCAGCCAUGUCGAGUCGGCGGAAGGACAUUGGAGUCCAAGCGGCAGACGCCGACGGCGACGAUCACGGGGACAUGACGCUGUUUCAUCCCCUCCCCAUGCUGGGCGGCAACAAGUCCGGGGCCCCCGACCACGCCGACGACUCGAUCUCCGAGGACGAGCUAGACGUGUCCCGGCUACCUCCGUUGCCCCACUAGCAGUGCGUUGACUACUACCAUCCAAAUAGCAAAACUCGAUAGUGUAAACGGAA
Molecule: messenger RNA, 1126 nt
Organism: Aphanomyces astaci
Lineage: Eukaryota; Oomycota; Saprolegniomycetes; Saprolegniales; Verrucalvaceae
Exons: 1
Coding region: 42-1073 (343 amino acids)
Source: RefSeq, a predicted model, not a curated record